This is a messenger RNA of Trichoderma atroviride IMI 206040, 1605 nucleotides long. Lineage: Eukaryota; Fungi; Ascomycota; Sordariomycetes; Hypocreales; Hypocreaceae. The record is from RefSeq and is a predicted model, not a curated record.
GUUGUCAAGAGGAGAGCCUGCGUCACGUGCACGAAUGCAAAAUGCAAGUGCUCGCCGCAGUCGGACAACUUGUGCCAGCGAUGCGCCCGGCUGGGGAAGCAGUGCGUGUAUCUAGAUCUGCCGGAGAGGAAGAGGAAGCGCAGAAGCGAUGAAGAUGGAAACGGCGCCACUCAACAUGCUCCCACGUCCUCUUCUACGGAUGGCUUGACGCCAAGCACGGGCGACUUGACGAUUCCAGAUGAUCCGGAAAUGCUGGGCCCCGACUCCGAAGGCUAUCACGGCCGCGAGCCCCCGACGACAUCCGUCCUGGAAGGCCUCCCCGACAUUGUCGACCGCGGCUUUCUCAGCAUGUCCGAAGCAGAGAAUCUCGUCUCGCAGUUCAAGUCCCGCUUCGUGUGGACGUUCCCCUUUGUCGUGCUGGAUCCCGCCCAGACCGUCGCGGACCUGCGCAAGGGCGAGCCGCUGCUCUUCCUCGCCGUCGUCGCGGCCACCAUUGCCAGCGCGCACCCGAUCCGCAAACUGCUCGCCGACGAAAUCAUGCAGCACGUCACGUCGCGCGUCGUGGCGAGCUCGGAGCGCAACCUGGGCCUCGUGCGGGCGCUGCUGGUGCUGUGCGCGUGGUAUCGGUAUCCCGCGCAAAAGGGCAACGUGCAGCUGGUGCUGCUGAUUACCAUGUGCGCGACCAUGGUGCAUGACUUGGGGCUGCAUCGGCUCAAGGCGGAGUUGACGAUGGAUCAGCAGAGGGCGCUGUUGGGGACGUAUCUCGUUAGUUCAAGCUUGCCGAGGGUCAUGAAUCGUCCGUCUGGCAUGGCGAAUAGCAACAAGAUUGAGGAAUGCUGCAACAACAUGGCUGCGUCGACCGAGUAUCCCUCUGACAGAUACAUCCGGCCAUUUAUCGUGACGCAGUCUUUUAUAAACACCAUCGAUGUCAACUACGGCGAGCUCGGAGAGGCAGCCUAUGAAGAGUCUCUGGUUAGAAUCAUGAUUGGGGCCAAGCUGCGCGAAUUCGAGAGUCUGAGAGCCACUCUAGAGGAAGACUUGGCCAAAUGUCCAAACCCACUCAGUAUGCUGCUUUUUUUUUUCCAAGGAAAGACUUAUAACAUGGCCCUCGGCGACGAGCAUGCCUGCUACCAGAACCGCCACGCUGCCGUUCCGUCCUCGGCCUUUGAAGCAUUCAAGGUGUCGGCUUACAGAUCAUCGCUCCUCUGGCACCUGGUCCGCUACAGCAAAGCCCUCAUCCAAGCCUACAUUGAAAUACCCGAUGCCGAACUGCCCCAAAUCACCGUCUUCACCCUCACCCAGAUCUGCGCCUCUCUCGUCAUCUUGCCGAGAUCCGUGUCCUUUCUCCUAAAGCUCAUCACCACCAAGCAGGGUAGUGUUCGUACCUGGCCGGUUCGGGGCGAAACGUUGGACGAGGCACGGGCUGUCGUCGACGAAGCGGAUUUCCUCAAUCUCGUCGUGAGGCUGUACGAGAAGCUGCGGGUGCUGAUUGUUGGCCUCACGCCGCAAGAAAAGGGGUUGGACGUGGCUGGGACGCUGUGCUGUCAUAUGAAUGUGCUGGCGAGCUGGUAUGCGCCACGGGUGCAGGCUAUUCUGGGCGUUGAU